GGUAGAGCAGAAGAAACAUCUGAGUUUUCCAGGAUCGGAUGAGCAGCUGCCACCAACUGCAGCACUCUAUCUUCACCACCACCGCUCUCCACCUGGACCUUCAAUCGGUCUGAGUUGCUCAGACUAUCUCUGACACACACACACACACUGUCAUACACUCUGGUCUCCUGCUCCUGUUGCGCUUGUACUGCACUCCUGCCACAACAUGCAGCUCCUGGUGGUGUUAGCAGCUCUCAUGGGGGUUCUGUUCAGCGUAAGAGCAGCUGCCGUGCUUCCUCUGGAGGACAGGAGCCCCAUCCAUGCGAACAGGGAGCUGAGUAAAGAGCGUAAAGAGCUUAUCCUGAAGCUGGUGUCCGGCUUGUUAGAUGGGGCUCUGGACACCAACAUGCUGCCCGGCGAAGCAGCUCCUGUGGACCUUGAGGAGCCGCUGGAGUCCCGCUUGGAGGAGAGGGCCGUCUACAACAGGCUAUCACUGCCUCAGCGUGACCGCAAGGCGCCCUGUAAAAACUUCUUCUGGAAAACGUUCACCUCGUGUUAACAGAACCCAAAAACCGCCUGGCUCUGUACCUCCGUUUUUGUUUUUUUGUUUUGUUUUUUUGGUUUUUUUUUUCUGCCCCACUCCUCAGCUCAACAUGAACUGCAGUAGAUCUCAGCUGUACAUAUCAUCUACACCUGUGCAGCAUUGAUGGACUUCACUGAGACAGUGUGUAUGUCUGAAUACUGACUAUUUAUGUACACAAUGUAUUUAUUUAUGUAUUUAUGUAUCGUAACGUACCGGUUUAUUUCAGGCUUAAUAAAACGCAUGGAUUAUAAUGUUGGACAUAACACCGGCAGUUAAUUCUGCAAUAAAAAAUAAUAAAAAAAAAAUCAAACAGGAGGUCAUAUUUUUCACCUGCUUCUAAAGUUCAAAUACAAAGUCAGAUCAAAUGCAAAAACAAUGGCUGAUGUUUUUUUUGUUUGUUUGUUUGUUUUGUUUUUAAUUAAAUUAAAUUUUUUUAAAUUUUUUUAUUUCUCGCUUUGGAAAGUGACUAAGAUUGUGGUAAUAUUCUGGUUAGUUCUAACUUUGGCUCAGUUUGCUCAUGCCUGGUGGUCAGAAUAGGCUUAGCCUUGAAAAUAGAAAAUCAUUUUUGCGUUGAGGUUUUACGGAUGUGACCUGUUUGAUUAGUGCAAGCUGCUUGUUGGGGACAGCAAAGGCUUCUGCUGCAUGCGGAGGUAAUGAAGUCUUCUCAGCCUGACCCUGUUAACAGGCUUUGCCGUUCUUGAAGUAAACAAGACACCAACCGACUGCCUCAUUAUUUACACAGCAGCGGCAACACUCUUUCAUAGCUCAGCAUAUCUCAAACAGCUCUUUAAUUCAGGCUGUUUGAGAUAUGCUGAGAGGUAUAAUAAAACCCUGAUUUCAGAACCUUUCCUCGGUGACUCAAGCGGUUUUCUACAAAU
Molecule: messenger RNA, 1440 nt
Organism: Gambusia affinis (western mosquitofish)
Lineage: Eukaryota; Metazoa; Chordata; Actinopteri; Cyprinodontiformes; Poeciliidae
Gene: sst7
Product: somatostatin family member 7
Exons: 2
Coding region: 206-538 (110 amino acids)
Biological process (GO): regulation of cell migration
Cellular component (GO): extracellular region
Molecular function (GO): hormone activity
Source: RefSeq, a predicted model, not a curated record